AUGGUGGGGUUAGGUCCAAGAAAGCCUCCUUCCCGUAAGGGAUCGAUGGCGGAGGUUCCAAAGAAUUAUUUGGAGCAAAUCAAGGAGCUUGAGAGAAUCUUCACUGUUGACACCGAGAAGCUCAAGCAGAUUACUGAACACUUCGUAUCUGAGCUUACAAAAGGUCUUACCGUGGAGGGUGGAAGUAUUCCAAUGAACCCAACAUGGUGCAUGUCAUUCCCAGAUGGUUAUGAAACUGGCACUUUCCUCGCUUUGGACAUGGGAGGUACCAACUUGCGUGUCUGUGAGAUUACCUUGACCGAUGAAAAGUCUGAGUUUGACAUUUUGCAAUCAAAAUACCGCAUGCCGGAAGAACUCAAGACUGGCGAUGCCGAUGAACUCUGGGAGUACAUUGCCGAUUGUCUUCAGCAAUUCAUUGAAUCCCACCACCACGGUGAAAAGCUUGAUAAAUUGAACCUCGGUUUUACCUUCUCCUAUCCAGCUACCCAGCACUAUAUAGAUCAGGGUAUUCUGCAACGAUGGACCAAGGGCUUCGAUAUUGCAGGUGUCGAAGGCGAGAACAUUGUUCCAAUGUUUGAGGCGGCCCUUGCUAAGAGAGGCGUACCAAUUAAGCUCACGGCUUUGAUCAAUGAUACCACUGGUACCUUGAUUGCUUCUGCAUAUACUGAUACUACCAUGAAGAUUGGAUGUAUCUUCGGGACUGGCUGCAACGCUGCGUACAUGGAAAAUUGUGGCUCCAUUCCAAAAUUGGCCCACAUGAACCUCCCUCCUGACACACCAAUGGCCAUCAACUGCGAGUGGGGUGCUUUUGACAACGAACACAAAGUUCUCCCCCGUACUCCAUAUGACAUUAUUAUUGAUAAAGAUUCUCCACGUCCCGGCCAGCAAGCAUUUGAGAAGAUGAUCGCAGGUCUUUACCUUGGAGAACUUUUCAGAUUGGUUCUUGUUGAUCUUCACGAUAACAAGCAAAUCCACAUGUUUGAAGGCCAGGAUAUCGAGAAGCUCCGAAAAGCUUAUACUUUGGAUUCCUCUUUCUUGUCCUCGGUUGAGGAGGAUCCAUACGAGAACUUGUCUGAGACAGCUGAUCUCUUCAAAGACAAGCUUAGCAUUGCCACCACUGUUCCAGAACUCGAGCUUAUCCGCCGUCUCGCUGAGUUGAUUGGUACCCGUGCCGCCCGUCUUUCUGCAUGUGGUGUUGCCGCCAUCGCCAAGAAGAAGGAUUACAAGACUUGUCACGUCGGAGCUGACGGAUCGGUCUUCAACAAAUACCCUCACUUCAAGGCUCGUGGUGCAGCAGCACUUCGUGAAAUUCUUGACUGGCCUGCCAAGAAGAAUCACAAGGAUGAAGAUCCUAUUGAGAUCUUGGCUGCUGAAGAUGGAUCUGGUGUCGGUGCGGCUUUGAUUGCUGCUUUGACGCUCAAGCGUGUUAAAGCAGGCAACAUGGCCGGUAUCUUGCACCCAGAGAACUUCAAGUGA
Molecule: messenger RNA, 1476 nt
Organism: Sclerotinia borealis F-4128
Lineage: Eukaryota; Fungi; Ascomycota; Leotiomycetes; Helotiales; Sclerotiniaceae
Source: the annotation of a GenBank genome assembly